Molecule: messenger RNA, 1451 nt
Organism: Carassius carassius (crucian carp)
Lineage: Eukaryota; Metazoa; Chordata; Actinopteri; Cypriniformes; Cyprinidae
Product: CMP-N-acetylneuraminate-beta-galactosamide-alpha-2,3-sialyltransferase 1-like
Exons: 7
Coding region: 192-1166 (324 amino acids)
Molecular function (GO): beta-galactoside (CMP) alpha-2,3-sialyltransferase activity
Source: RefSeq, a predicted model, not a curated record
UUUCCGUCAAGGUGCAGAAGCUUUCAGAUAUUUUGAUGUAUCAGAUGUCAAGAAAUAAAGUCUAGAAAAAAAAUUACUUACUUGCUUGUGAUGGUUUAUAGACCUCAAUAAAUACCGGCUUACAGAAGACUAAAUAGGAACCUAUCCUGACGUUCUUCAUUCAUAAUUUUGGAACACGACACACGCAAAAGAUGAACAUCUUCAAUAGACUAACGCCUCGCUACAUCACCCUGCUUUUCAGCUUCAUGACUAUCCUUCUUUUGUUCACCCAAAACCCGAUCGAUAAUACUGUGGAUUCCUUUGAUGACUCGAUCUUUCAAGCUUCAUGCUCCUGUAAAUCUUGCGUCAUGGGUUUUAUGGACGAUGACUGGUUCAUUUAUCGAUACGACCCCAGCAUUACACCUCUGCUGAACAGAAAAAACAGUGUGUUACGUCGAGACACCUACAGAUGGUGGAGGGGUCUACAGCCAUCAAUGUUCAGGAUCAACUACACAGAGGUGGUGGAUCAGAUGUUUUCUCUCUUCCCGGAUAAAGAGCACUUCUCAGACGCCGGUCCAGAUCGCUGCAGAACCUGUGCUGUUGUGGGAAACUCUGCAAACCUUCUGGGAUCCCAUUAUGGGUCUCUAAUAGAUUUCCAUGAUGUUGUGAUUAGGAUAAAUAAAGGCCCGACAAAAGGUUACGAGAGGGAUGUGGGGUCAAAGACAACUCACCGGAUUCUGUAUCCUGAAAGCGCCAUGGACUUGGACAACUCCACCCAUCUGGUGCUUUUUCCCUUUAAGAUUCGCGACAUGCAGUGGCUCAUAAGUACCUUCACCACUAGACACAUCACGCGCACCUACACACGAGUCAAACCUUCAAUCAAAGCAGAUGAGAACAAGGUGAUGGUCCUCCAUCCUUCUUUUAUAAAAUACGUCUAUGACAAAUGGCUUCUGAAACAUGGCAGAUAUCCAUCUACUGGCUUCAUUACAAUAAUAUUUGCCAUGCAUAUCUGUGAUAAGGUGAAUGUCUUUGGGUUUGGGGCUUCAAGUACUGGAACCUGGCAUCAUUACUUUGACAGAACUCGCACUCACUAUAAAGGCGGCCCUCAUGGUGGAGACUUUGAAAACAAAACAAUCCAUCAACUUCAGCAGAGAAACAAGAUUUCAAUAUAUAAAGGGUAUAGAUAACACCAGGAAUGGACAUUUUCGGUUAAAUGUAUUAAGUCAUUUUGUUAACAUGUUGAUAAAACUAUAUCACUUUCUUGUAUCCAAAAGUUUAAUGUGUUAACAAACCUUAUGAUUAUCACAAUGUUGCAACAUUCACACAGAUUUGUUCACGCAUUUAACAGAGAAAAAAGAUUUCUAAAUAUAAAGGGAUAAAUAAGACUUCCAUUUAAUGAAGUAUCUCAAAAUGGUGUAUAAAACAAAACAAACCGAAACAAAUGAAUGUAAAAAUGAAAGGCAAAUAAAUAU